Oncorhynchus kisutch (coho salmon) is the source of this 1938-nucleotide messenger RNA. RefSeq names its product tryptophan 2,3-dioxygenase a (gene tdo2a). The coding region runs from base 161 to 1384 and encodes 407 amino acids. The record is from RefSeq and is a predicted model, not a curated record. NCBI's taxonomy places the organism in Eukaryota, Metazoa, Chordata, Actinopteri, Salmoniformes, Salmonidae. The transcript is spliced from 12 exons. Gene Ontology annotation, molecular function: L-tryptophan 2,3-dioxygenase activity; heme binding; metal ion binding.
CUUUGGAUGGAGCAAAAGGAGGUGGGCCGGAUGUUGAAAUAUGCCAAUAACAUGACGUGGUGUAGAGCCCUUAAAUACCUGGGUUUUCACAGAGAUAGUUUCAUUAAACCAACGGAAGAGGAUCAAAUCUUUACUUUAAUUUUGAAUCAUUUGGAUAACAAUGAGUGGUGGAUGUCCAUACUUUGAGAAGAAGCACUUGUUAUUCAAGAGCAAGCUGCUUCUGAAUGAGGAGGAGGCAGAUGAGUCUCAAAAAGGAAUUAACAAGGCCAGCAAAGGUGGCAUCAUCUAUGGUGACUACCUUCAGCUUGACAAGGUUGUGACGGCCCAAGUUCUUCAGAGUGAACUGAAAGGGAACAAGAUCCACGAUGAACAUCUUUUCAUUGUCACCCAUCAAGCAUAUGAACUCUGGUUCAAGCAGAUUCUUUGGGAACUGGAUUCAGUGCGAGAGAUUUUCAUUAGUGGACAUGUUCGUGAUGAACGCAACAUGCUGAAGGUCAACACCCGCAUACAUAGGAUCGUUAUGAUCUUCAGGCUGCUGGUCGACCAGUUCUCCGUGCUCGAGACAAUGACCGCCUUGGACUUCUAUGACUUCAGAGAGUAUCUGUCCCCUGCCUCCGGGUUCCAAAGUCUCCAAUUCCGUCUGUUGGAGAACAAGAUUGGGGUCCCUGACAACCUGAGGGUCCCCUACAACAGGCGUCACUACAGGGACAACUUCAAAGGACAUGAGAGUGAGAUGCUGCUCAGUUCUGAGAAGGAGCCUUGUCUGCUGAAAUUGGUAGAGAAAUGGCUGGAAAGGACCCCAGGUCUUGAAGGCGAUGGGUUCAACUUUUGGAAAAAACUGGAAGCCAACAUCUUUGAAGGAUUGUGUCUUGAGAAAAAGAAAAUCGCGAAAAUGCCAGACUCUGAGGAGAAGGAGGAGAUGAUGGAAGAGCUGACGAAGCAAAAAGAGCUCUUCACUUCUCUGUUUGACAUCAAAAGACAUGAGCAUCUUUUGAGCAAAGGUGAGAGACGGAUCUCCUACAAGGCUCUCCAAGGAGCUCUGAUGAUUUACUUCUACAGGGAGGAGCCCAGGUUCCAGGUUCCCUUCCAACUCCUGUCCAACCUGAUGGACAUUGAUACCCUCAUGACAAAAUGGAGAUACAACCAUGUGUGCAUGGUGCACAGAAUGAUUGGUAGCAAAGCAGGCACUGGAGGCUCCUCUGGCUACCACUACCUGCGCUCUACUGUCAGUGAUCGCUACAAAGUCUUUGUGGAUCUCUUCAACCUGGCCACAUUUUUGAUACCUCGGCACUGGGUGCCCAAGCUGGACCCCAAUGAGCACACAUUCCUGUUCACUGCAGAGUACUGUGACAGCUCCUACUGCAGUAGUGAGGAUUCAGACUAGAACCUGUUAUUAACUGUCGAAAGUGGUCAGUUCAGAUGGAGGAAAGGUGACAACGAAAGGGAACCUCUUUAAACUAUGAAGACACACGUGACCCAGUGGGCAUUAUAUAAUAUAUAUAAAAUACAUUUUAUUUAUAAUGGGACAAGUAACAUAGUAUAUAAUCUUAACCACAUAAGCUGUCUGCAUGUAUAUAUUGUUAAUAUAAUUAUUUAGUGUUUAUAAAGUAUAUUGUUUAUAUAAUAUUUUGCUGUAUUUAAAGUAAGAAUUUGAUCUAUGUACAUGGCCUAAUGAAUGAUAAUCAUGCACCGACCCAUGCACUUUGGGUUAUUCUGAAUGUGUACCCUAAAGAAGCCUAUUGUUCAUCUUUUUUAGAGUAAUAUGUUUUUGUACAGUACUUGGAUAUUGGCGGAUUGGGUGUUUUUAUGUGAUGUCAGAGAAAUGACCUGUAGACUUUAUUCACCAUAUAAAUGAUCACAGGACUGCAAAGAAAUAUAUUUUAUUGUAUCAGAAGAAUAUAAAUUGUAUCUGUCUCAAUAAAAAUAUUGUACUGAAAA